Molecule: messenger RNA, 915 nt
Organism: Medioppia subpectinata
Lineage: Eukaryota; Metazoa; Arthropoda; Arachnida; Sarcoptiformes; Oppiidae
Source: the annotation of a GenBank genome assembly
AUUUGAUUGGAGGAGGAGUUUAAACACCCAUUGAAUGCAUUGAAUGAUUGAAUGGCAUUACAAACAAGUAUUGAUUAAAUUGUGUUUUGAAAGCGUUUAGCAAAACAAACAGUUAAACCACUGUUUGAAUCGGUGUUUGCAUUGACGUUGAGUUUGUGUCCAGAAGUAUGUCCCGACAGAAUGCCAAGAAUGUGGACGCGAAGAACAAAGUGAGUUGCGAUUUAUUUACACUCACUUACGGAUCACUUGUCGCGCAACUCAUCAAAGACUUUGACAAUACAGAAGAAGUGAACAAACAGUUGGACAGAAUGUACGGCCAGGGUUACAACAUAGGGUUGCGAUUGGUUGAAGACUUUUUGGCCAAAACCAAUUCCGGUCGCUGUCAUGACAUGAAGGAGACGGCAGACAAGAUUCAGUCGGCCUUCAAAAUGUAUUUGGGAGUCAACCCAUCGGUGGCCAACUGGUCCGCAGCCAACGACGAGUUCUCACUCCUCAUCGACAGCAACCCAUUGGCCGAAUACGUGGAACUGCCCGACCAUUUGUCUCAACUCAAGUACUCCAAUGUGAUCCCCGGUGUUAUCCGAGGCGCCCUCGAAAUGGUGCAGAUUGAAGUGCAGGUGUGGUUCGUACAGGACUUCCUCAAAGGCGACGCCACCACUGAAUUGAGAAUCAAAUUCAUUCGCAAAUUAGAGGACGCCUUACCCGCCGGUGAAGACUAAUGACAUCUUUUUAUACAUCACUUAUAUUAAAGAUCUUUAAUUUUAUAAUUUUUUAUUUAAAUUUAAAUAAUUCGUUAAGAAUUGGUUCGGUAUUUAAGAUAUCAUUUUCUCAAUUAAUAUCAAUUAAUCAUUUGUUAAUAAUAAUAAAAAACUAAAUCAAAAAUCAAAUAAAGUAUUUAAAUAGUUUAUCCAAACA